AUGGUGUCAGUGGAUGAGCAUAAGGACAAAGAUUCGAGGCUAAGUCCUGUCUCCGUUCAAUCACCACAUGUCGAGUUUGACAACCUCGAACAGGUGAAAUACCGGCUUGUCAGAGAUAUGUUGUCGUCAGGGAAGAACACCGAUUGGAUAUGGGAUUGGAGCAGCAGGCCAGAAGCGCAUCCACCAAAAUGUGUCCAUAUGAAGCAAUACGGUUCGAAUCUCACAACACCGCCUAAUUCACCGGAACCUGAGCUUACGAUGGUGUUUGCAUACGACGUUGAACCGAAGUCGAUGCCACUCCAUGUCGUAGUUGGCUUCGUCGUGUCGAACAUUGUCACGUUUGUAAUCGGAGCAGCGAUCGGGUUGGUGAAUUUACUGAUUCCCCCUUUGAAUGGGACUUUAUUUGAAACUAAAUGA
Messenger RNA from Haemonchus placei, 417 nucleotides. The record is from the annotation of a GenBank genome assembly. NCBI's taxonomy places the organism in Eukaryota, Metazoa, Nematoda, Chromadorea, Rhabditida, Trichostrongylidae.